Molecule: messenger RNA, 6473 nt
Organism: Dreissena polymorpha
Lineage: Eukaryota; Metazoa; Mollusca; Bivalvia; Myida; Dreissenidae
Exons: 10
Coding region: 1213-2430 (405 amino acids)
Source: RefSeq, a predicted model, not a curated record
AGUAAAUUAAUAGGCAAAGCAAAGGCAAUAAUUUAGCUGACUUGAAGAAAAAAGUAAAGUGAAGUCGAAUUAAUAAUCAAUUUAUUUAUGUUGUUUAGUUAAUUCAUGUGAAAUACAAAAUAACAUACAUAAAUACACACAUUACAUGCAUACAUACAUUCACAGUUACAAUCAUACAUACAUACAUUCAGACAUACAUUAAAAAAUAUAUACAUGCUUACAUAACGUUCAAAACAUACAUUCAUACAUACAUACAAUCUGCAACAGUUAGCAUUUUGAGCAGAUCAUGUCGACAUGCCAAACAAACAAAAUCGGUAACAGUUGCUUUAAUUAGCAGCUAAUCAGGCAGGCAGAGAACUUGUUACCGUUAACGAUAAGCACCGCGAUCUUUUAAUUGGUAGACCGGACCGACCUUAAUUGUUAAGAACUUGUUAGCUUUGAAUAAAGCCGCAUACGGGUUUAUUAUAUUGAACCGUCCAAAUCCGUAAUUGGCGAAAACAAACAAAUAAAUUAUUGUUUUCAGCUUGCAUACGGAUGGAUUAAAUUGCAUGCUAAUUGUUUGUUUUAAUUACGGGGAAAAUAUCAAAUAAUUCAGCCGCGAAAACUUUUUAUUAGCAAAAAGUGAUUUGUUUUUCUUUGUUAACAUAGACGAAAAUCCCGUGAUUAUCAAGAUGGCGACGUCCAUGCCGAGGCAGGUAUUUUUUUGCCGUUUUAUAACUUUAAUACUUGUACAACUUUAUAUUACUUUUGAAAUUUCACUCAAUUUCCAGACAUAAUAGCAAGAAAGUUACUGGCGUUAUUGUCAUUAUAAUACUCUUUUUUUAUAUAGCCGCGAAAUUUCUUUAAUUAGGGGGCACUUCUCCGGGUCAUCAAUUCUGACAGGGGGGCAGUUCUCCGCCCCUUAUUAAUCAGCAGGGGGCAGUUCUCCGCCCUAUAAAAAAACAGUGAGGGGGCAGUUCUCCGCCCAGUGAAAAAUCUUUGGGGGGGGGCAGUUCUCCGGGGGGCACUUCUCCUAGAGCCGUUUAUUCUGUUUCAGGUGUAGAACAUGUCUGGUGCAGCAGCGAUGUUCGUGUUCUUAUUGCCGGGGAUUCCAAUGUCCAUCGUUUGAAGUCUGCAUGUCCUCCAAAUGCAAGGAUUGACUUUCUGCCCGUAUCUGGUGCAAAGUAUGUGUCUGACCGGAAGGGCUUUAGAAAGCUGCUGCAUCAAGAGCUGAUGUCAGGUUGUUACGACAUAUUGUACCUGCAUCUUGGCUCUAACGAUGUUUGCUGCAAGGAUAGCGAUUUCUACCUUUGUGUGACGGAGAUCCUUGAUGUUGUAUUCAGUGUGUGCACUGAAAUACACGUGGUGCUUUGCGUGAUUCUUCCACGUGAUUUUGAUGUGAGAAUGUUUCCCCGAUGGCCACUCUCAGGGGCACAGUUGAGGAACUACUGCCAGUGGAUAAGGAGCGCAAACAGCAUGCUGUGGGAACUGAGUCACCAUGUGCCUUCUGUGAGAUACAUGGACUAUGGAGCAACUAAACAGAAGUCCCUGUACUUGUCCCAUGAUGGACUACAUCUGAGUGCUGAAGGGGCUAGGAGGUGUUUAGCAUCCAUACAGGACGACCUGCCAAACCAGCUGUGUGUGGAGGCUGCUGUUCAAGAUCCUACAGAAUGGCCAGCUCUCUCAGCCACGGAAGUACCGGUUCAGGAGCAUGACAGCACCAUAGCACUCUUUUCGUAUAUUGUGCAGACUGGAGCUCAACCAGAGAUUCAAGACAAGGUGGAUGCAAGUGAAGUACCAGUUCCCAGGGACAUUAAGCCUCAGACACAUAAAAUAACGGUUGUCACAGCCAGAGCUAAGAGGUCUGCAACCAGAAAUGUCAAAGGUAUGGAAAGAAGGUCAUGCUGCAGUGGAUUUAUUUACCUUGACAUUACUGAAGAUGUGGCUGUUUUCCUGCCUGCAUACAAGUUGAAUGGCUUAUGCUUGAAACGCAAGAAGAUGGAAGUCAAGACUGGUAAGGUUAAAAGGGAGAAACCUACCAUGACGAAAAAGAAGAACAAACAGGUCCCUUGCUACAAUUGCCGAAACUGCAGGGUGUGCUGUUCAUCUGAAGAUGCCCUGCUCGACCAUUUUAUAACGAAGCAUUCAUCGUGGAAAGUUGAUAGGCCUGACACACUUUUCAAUCAGGAAGAUGAAAUCAACGUGCCAUCCAACAUCCAUUGCCACCGAGACACUGAAGAGACGCCCCAACAAGAUGACAACGCCGCAAAUGAAGAUCAAGUCAAUGUGCCAUCCCACUUCUUUUUCCAACGAGACACUGACGAGACGCCCCAACAAGAUGUAGACACUUCACAGCUUCUUCUUAUUCUUUCAAAUGACGUUGAACUUAACCCUGGACUGGUGAGAUAUUCCUGCCUUAUAAUAAACAAUAUUAGUGGGCAAGUUCCUUAAUCAGAGGAAUUUUAACCUUGUUAAUGUUCUAUAAAUAAAUAAAUAUAUAUAUAUAUAUUAUAUGUGUGGUUAGGGUAAUUUGAGGAAGGUGCUAGUUUGAAAUUAUUAUCUCAUAUAUUGACCAUUUUCUAUUUGUAUGCCCCAAGAUCAAAUGAUCGGAAUAUAUUGUUUUUGGCCUGUCUGGUUGGUUAUAAGAGAAAUAUAAGUACUUUACUAAAUUCGAAGGUUUGUAGGCACUUAAACUUAUUUAAAUCAUAUACUCACAUGUGGGAAGAUUUAAUUCAUACAAAUAUUGAUAACAAUGAUGAUGAAGAACAGCAGUUAUUUGAUGACAAUAUUGAUGAUGAAAUGCCUGUUUCGGUUACAUUAAGUACUGCUGCAUACAAUAACUUCAAUGAGGAAUCUGGACUUUGGAAUUUUAAGUGUAGAAGUAAACAUUCUCCCAGACUUAAAGACAAUAAUGAGUUAAGGAAAAGUAUCAUAAAACGUGAUCAGUGGAAUGAUUCUAACCUUGUUCGAUGUUCAGAUGGCUGCCUAAAAGGACCUGUAUUAUUUCCAGAUAUUCCAGACAAUACCGGUCCCUGUGGAAGCGGUUGGCUCAAGCGAGAAGAUGACGAUAAUUACAGUGAAAAUGGACUGACCAUACACGAAAGACAAAGGACAUUAAAUAUUUACACAAAUUUUGCACCUGUAAAAUGUGACAUUCAUAUACGUGAAUGCUAUAAUUCAAUUAGUAAGCCAUGCAGAAUUCUUUGGGAUGAAGGGGACUUAGAUUGUUUACAUGUAUUAAGUAGGGAUACAGCAGCAGGAGAUGAAAUAGGGUGGGAUUUUGUAUCUAUGGUUAUGAAUUCUAGUUGCACUUUUUCCUCUUACUGCCAGUUUAAAAAUGAGAUGUAUAAAACUCGCCACAAUAAGGCUAGGUUUAUGGAUCAAACAGUUUUUUUUAAUUUUUGGUUCAGUUGGGCUUCAAACAUGAAAAUAGAUUUCCAUAUACCCUGUGGUGUAUGUGGUUAUGGUCCUAAGAGAUUGUGCUGUGAUGGUACAAAAGUAGGGGUUGGAUUUCGGAAUUCAAAUUAUGAGGAAAUUACAGAAACAAACCAUGCUUUGGGCAUUAAUAAUACGCUGCAUCGUAGAAUGGAUAGAUGUUUUUUUGAAAAUUUGAAUGGAAUUGACAAACAAGAAAUGAUUAACCUUCGAACUUCUUUAGAUUACAUUGCUCGGAAAGAACUGAAUGAAAUUAAAGAGAAUAAAAUUAUUCCAGAGAGGGAAUUAUUGGACCGUAUCGAGUUGUUAAAACAAGCACUGCCCUCUGAAGUUUUGGGUUCCUUCGAAAGAUUUUAUCAAAUGAGUGAUAAUGAACGAGUUGCAUAUUCAAAUGUUUUAAAAAUGCUAGCCACAACAGCGUCCAUUACAAGCCUUGUACCCCCUGCAUAUUGUUACAAAAUUCAACUAUUAUUAAAUAGCCCCAAUAUUGAAAAUGAUCGAUUUAAUAGUAUUGUUAAUGAAACUCGUUCGUUUGCACCUGAACUAAGUGAUUUAAUUUGCGAGUCUGUAAUAAGCAACAAUGAAAUAUUGCCUGAUGACAUUAGAUUAUUUUUGCAAUAUCUAAUUAAUGAAUCAAUGUCAUUGCAAGUUACUGAACCAGAACCACCUGUACCUCAACUGGGCACAUACAAUCCUGAAAAGUUUGGAAGGGCCUAUUAUUUUAAUGAAUCUGGGUUAAAGUUAAGAAGUGUAAGAAAGUUUUCCAUUGACAAUGAUAGCUGUGUUAAAAGAAAUAUAGACCAUGACGAUACGACUUUAGAAUUUGAAAAAUGUCAAAAGCUUUAUUCUAAAGUUGAAACUUCUGCUCGAGGAACAUCAACAUUAUUUCUUUGGUUCUGUGCAGACCAUGGACAUUGCUAUGGUUUCCACAUGACUGGGGCAGAAGGAAGAAAAGAUCCCGCAUUAUCACUCUAUAGCUAUUUAGAAACCCCUCCACAAGACGUGUUUUAUGACUUUGCAUGUAAUUUACAAGAAUAUUGCCUAAACAGAGAAAGUGGAUACUAUAAAAAUGAACAUUUUUUUCAUGACAUUUUCCAUGGCUACUCCCACAAAUGUUCUCGUGCUUUUACAGCUAGCAGACUUCAAGGCUUUGAAUCUGUAAAUUCUGAAAUAUGUGAACAAUUCAACAGCUUUAUACAGUGCAUUAAAAGGUCGGCCCGUCAGAUGUCACAGUCACACUAUUGCUUUUACCUACAAUUCUUUUUAAAUAACUGAAUGGAAUAAGAAGAAAAAAUUAUCAUAUGAAAAAAGAUAAGAAUUGCUUUAGCUGGGUUAGUUUAAUUUGAUACUUAAAUGAUCUAUAAUUUUAAGUUCAUCUGAACUUUGAAUACUUACUGUUGCAUCUUUUGAUGCUUUUUUCUAUUUAAAGACUGAGCGAGUAAACACAUACUAUGUAUUAUUAUGCAAUAAUUGUUUUGUGUUUAUAUCUCAACUGAGCAUAAAGUGCUCAGGGUGAGCUAUUGUGAAUGGUCUUGGUCCGUCAUGGGUCAACAUUUUCUACUUAAACAACAUCUAACCUCUGUGCCAAUUUUAAUGAAUCAUGGCACGAGUUUUCUUGCAUGAACCUCUAUCAAAGUUGUUAAAUGAAAUGCAUUCCAUGCAUAAAUCUGGUUGCGAUGGCAACCAAAAGGAAAGCUUAUAUAUUUGGCAUAAAACAUCGUCUGGUUGACCUCCUCCGUAAAUUUCAAAAGAUGCUAUACCCAACUCACAGGCAAAUUUGUCCUUAUUUGCUCAUAGUGAACACUUCUUUUAAAGGGCCAGGAAGAGAGUUCAAGUUUAUAGACAAAAGCAACAGUCAGAUGAGCGAUAUAGUGUCAUCAUGGCACCUUUAUAGCUGAAUCAUUUAUGAAAAAUUGUCAAUGAUAUGUUCUGUGACUUGUAUGAUUUGCAGUAUUCAUUUCGCUGUCUUCAUGCACCUUACAAAAGCAAUUUUAUUAUCAGUGUUCCUGAUUCUGUUGUAGCAUUUAUUCUUGAAAUUCGUUAUUUUUCAUAUUUUUCCUAAUUGUUAUGCUCCCGAAAUACAAUUUCGCCGGAGCAUAUAGUUUCCAGUUUGUCCUUCCUCACUAGUUUCCCAUAGCACCUUCAAUUGUUUACCGAUCUCUUUCAUAUUUGGCAUGUAGGUACCUUGCAUGGACCUUAACCAUUUGAUGAGGUCACUGGGGUCAAGGUCACCAAGGCUAAUAAUAGAUUUUUCCGUCACACUUUUGUCACAGUUUCUCAUAGCACAUUCAAUACUUUAACGAUCUCUUUCAUAUUUGGCAUGUAGGUACCUUGCAUGACCUCUUCCUUUUGAUGAGGUUUGAGGUCACUGGGGUCAAUGUCACCGAGGCUAAUAAUAGAAUUUUUUAAGGUGGUUAUUAACACAUAGAUUGACAUAGCGCAUCAUCGAGGAGCAUCCAUCAGUUUCACUGAUAUUCUUGUUGUAUGUUAUAUACGUGAUCAUAGAUACUGUAAAUUUUGUCUUAUGCGACAGGUUUAUCAUGUAGAAGAUGAGUACCCUGUGUUUAUGCAGUGCCCAUUAUAUAACACAGAUAUGAUUUGUUUAUUCCGCAGUGUUUGAAUGAAAUGGAAACUUUGGUUUGUUCAAUAUGUUAAUGGCCGAUGAAAAUGACAAGCACAUAUUUUUGAUUGCAAAAUGUGUGUAUGUGCAUGCUAAUAUAUAACAACUACGUAAUUAUCAUGCAAAUUAGCUGUCAUUUUAAUUCUGCAUGCUUGUAUUGCAUUGUUUAUUUAUAUCUGAUAAAAAAUACUGAUUCUUAGGUUACUUUAUAAGUAUGUUACUAUUUUGCAUGCUUACAUGUUAUAGGUAGUUAAUUAUAAGGUAAUCCUUGUUUUGGUGGUAUUAUAAUGUAUAGCAGCAUUUGUUCUACGAAAGUGCAUGCGUGUUGCAUCAUAUGACUUUGUUUUCUUUAACUAUUCAGGUUAUUUUAUAUAAUUAUGAAAUUAAACUAUGUAUUAUGGCCCUGUGGCCUGACUGCAAAUAAAUAUUCGUAUUUGUA